Molecule: messenger RNA, 3826 nt
Organism: Coffea eugenioides
Lineage: Eukaryota; Viridiplantae; Streptophyta; Magnoliopsida; Gentianales; Rubiaceae
Product: FACT complex subunit SPT16-like
Exons: 3
Coding region: 303-3527 (1074 amino acids)
Biological process (GO): transcription elongation by RNA polymerase II; positive regulation of transcription elongation by RNA polymerase II
Cellular component (GO): FACT complex
Molecular function (GO): nucleosome binding
Source: RefSeq, a predicted model, not a curated record
UCAAUACCCAAAAAAAAAAAAAAAUCAUUGAAUCAUCCAUUGACUUCCCUUGGUUAGUCUUUAAUAAAUCAAUCCUACUAUGUUACCUACCCAAAUUAACAUACUUCAACAUCACGAUGUGGGUUAUCUGUUCUGAUCUUGGCAAAGAUAAUGGAUCCAUCAUCGGGUAAAAGCCUCAAUCGGUGAAUCAAGGAUCGGCAAUCUUCAUUUCUCAUAUCAGACCAAUCCCAGUGUGAUCCGAAUUGUUGAAUAACUUGUUUUGUUGUUUGAGGACCUGAGGCUUAUAAGUUAAAACCCUUUUAAUGGCGGAUCGUCGUAAUGGCAAUGCUAAAAGCAAUAAUAGCAAGGCUCCUGGAGGGUCCACUUCAUAUGCAAUUAAUCUGGAGAAUUUCAGUAAGCGGUUAAAGAUGCUGUACUCUCAUUGGACUGAAUAUAACAAUGAUUUAUGGGGUGCUUCUGAAGUUCUUGCUAUAGCGACUCCUCCACCUUCAGAGGAUCUGAGGUACCUGAAAUCAUCAGCCCUGAAUGUUUGGUUAGUCGGAUAUGAGUUUCCAGAUACAAUCAUGGUGUUUAUGAAGAAGCAGAUCCAUUUCUUGUGUAGCCAGAAGAAGGCGUCUUUGCUGGAAGUUGUGAAAAGAUCUGCUAAGGAUGUUAUGGGGGUAGAAGUUGUGAUCCAUGUGAAGGCCAAAAAUGAUGAUGGGACUGCAUUGAUGGAUAAGAUAUUUCGUGCUGUGCAUGCCCAAUCAAGAUUGGAUGGUGGUGAUACUCCUGUGGUUGGGCACAUUGCGAGAGAGGCCCCUGAAGGAAAUCUAUUGGAAACCUGGGAUCAGAAAUUGAAGAGUGCAAAUUUUCAGCUUUGUGAUAUAACUAAUGGCUUCUCAGACCUAUUUGCAAUUAAAGAUGAAGCUGAGAUCACAAAUGUGAAAAAAGCUGCUUACCUGACUUCAUCAGUUAUGAAGCAUUUUGUGGUCCCAAGGUUGGAAAAAGUAAUUGAUGAAGAAAAGAAAGUUUCUCAUUCCUCAUUGAUGGAUGACACAGAAAAGGUUAUAUUGGAACCUGCAAAGAUUAAGGUAAAGCUUAAAGCUGAAAAUGUUGAUAUCUGUUACCCGCCUAUAUUUCAGAGUGGGGGAGAGUUUGAUCUUAAGCCAAGUGCAGCUAGCAAUGAUAGUAAUCUUUACUAUGAUUCUACCAGUGUAAUCAUUUGUGCCAUUGGUGCUCGUUAUAACAGCUACUGCUCAAAUGUUGCUCGGACUUUUUUAAUUGAUGCUAAUCCAGUUCAGAAAAAAGCUUAUGCAGUCCUUGUUAAGGCACAGGGUGCGGCAAUCGCUGCUUUGAAACCUGGAAGCAAGGCUGGUGAUGCAUACCAAGUAGCUGUUGCAGUAGUUGAAAAGGAGGCAGCAGAAUUAGCUCCAAGCCUGACAAAAUCUGCAGGAACUGGAAUUGGCCUUGAAUUUCGCGAGUCAGGUCAUAAUCUUAAUGGCAAGAAUGAGAAAAUUUUGAAAGCAGGCAUGGUUUUUAAUGUAUCUCUUGGUUUUCAGAAUCUACAAACAGAGACGAAAAACCCAAAAACUCAAAAAUUCUCUCUUUUGCUUUCUGACACGGUUAUUGUCAGUCAAAAUGCCCCAGAGGUGCUUACUUCACUGAGUUCUAAAGCUGUGAAUGAUGUGGCAUACUCAUUCAAUGAGGAUGAAGAUGAAGAUGAACAAGAAGAGCAGCCAAAGAUGAAGGCUAAAACUGGCAAUGCUGAGGUACUCCCAUCUAAGGCAACACUGAGGUCGGUGAACCACGAGAUGUCAAAGGAGGAACUAAGGAGGCAACACCAAGCUGAACUGGCCCGUCAAAAGAAUGAGGAGACUGCUAGGAGGCUUGCUGGUACUGGAUCUGGAGUUGCAGAUAACCGUGGCUCUGGAAAGCCUUCUAGUGAAUUGAUUGCAUAUAAGAAUGUCAAUGAUCUGCCUCCUCCUAAAGAUUUUAUGAUCCAGGUUGACCAGAGGAAUGAGGCCAUCCUCUUGCCUAUUCAUGGAACCGUGGUUCCUUUCCAUGUUGGUCAUGUGAAGAGUGUGUCUAGCCAGCAAGAUACAAAUCGUUCCUGCUACAUUCGCAUAAUCUUUAAUGUACCUGGAACUCCUUUCAACCCUCAUGAUUCAAACACAAUGAAGUUUCAAGGUUCUAUAUAUGUUAAGGAAGUUUCAUUUCGCUCCAAGGAUCCAAGGCACAUUAGUGAAGUAGUGCAACAAAUUAAAACCCUUCGCAGGCAGGUUGCGUCCCGCGAAUCAGAAAAAGCUGAGAGAGCAACUUUAGUCACUCAAGAGAAACUUCAACUUGCUGGAUCCAAAUUUAAGCCCAUGAAGUUGACUGACCUGUGGAUUCGUCCAGUAUUUGGCGGUCGUGGAAGAAAGCUAACUGGGACACUUGAAGCACAUACAAAUGGACUUCGGUAUUCAACUUCAAGGCCCGACGAGAGAGUUGAUAUUAUGUAUGCAAACAUCAAGCACGCAUUCUUCCAACCAGCAGAGAAGGAAAUGAUCACCCUCCUGCACUUUCAUCUGCACAAUCACAUAAUGGUGGGAAAUAAGAAGACAAAAGAUGUCCAAUUCUAUGUUGAAGUAAUGGAUGUGGUGCAGACGAUUGGAGGUGGGAAGAGAUCUGCAUAUGACCCUGAUGAAAUUGAGGAAGAACAACGGGAGAGGGAUAGGAGGAACAAGAUUAACUUGGAUUUCCAGAACUUUGUAAAUAGAGUAAAUGACCUCUGGGGGCAGUCUCAAUUUAAAGCCCUUGAUUUGGAGUUUGAUCAGCCCUUGCGAGAGCUUGGCUUCCAUGGGGUACCCCACAAAGCAUCUGCUUUUAUUGUUCCCACUUCAAGCUGUCUGGUUGAGCUCAUAGAGACACCCUUUGUGGUAGUUACUCUCAGCGAGAUUGAGAUAGUUAAUUUGGAGAGAGUUGGUCUUGGACAGAAGAAUUUUGAUAUGACUAUUGUAUUCAAGGAUUUCAAGAAAGAUGUUAUGCGGAUUGAUUCUAUUCCUUCUACGGCACUUGAUGGUAUAAAGGAAUGGCUUGAUACCACAGAUCUUAAGUACUAUGAGAGCAGGCUAAAUCUGAACUGGCGCCCAAUAUUGAAGACAAUUACAGAUGACCCUGAAAAGUUUAUCGAGGAUGGUGGAUGGGAAUUUCUGAACAUGGAGGCUAGUGAUUCAGACUCUGAGAACUCAGAGGAAUCGGAUCAAGGAUAUGUCCCUUCAGAUGCACAGUCUGACUCAGUUUCAGAAGAGGAGGGUGAUGACAGCGAGUCACUUGUGGAAUCUGAGGACGAUGAAGAAGAUGAUUCUGAUGAAGAUUCUGAAGAAGAUGAGGGAAAAACUUGGGAAGAGUUGGAAAGGGAAGCAAGCAAUGCAGAUAGGGAGAAAGGACAUGAAUCGGAUAGCGAGGAGGACAGAAAGAGAAGAAAAAUGAAGGCUUUUGGAAAAGCCCGGGCACCUGAGAGAAGAAAUUCUGGCGGCAGCCUUACCAAGCGGGCCAGGUUUAGGUAAAGAAUAAUAUGAAUUGCCUAAGGUUUUUUCUUUUUUAUUUUGCUUCAAGUUAGAUUGUCAAACCCAGAAGGUAACAUAAAACAUAUCUGUUUACUGGAUGUAGUCCAAGCAAUUUUACGAACAUAUGUAAAAUAGGUGGUGGAUUUCUUUCUCUGUCUUGUUUGUUGACACAGUCAAGUUUACCGUUUAAGAGGAUAGUUGUUUAAUUGGAAUGGGGAGCUUCCGGAUCAAUAGCACUGUCUAACUAGUUAACUUUGGCAGUUGUUAUCUGACUUUAUUCUCUGGGUUUUCUUUUUUCA